AUGCCUGUAUAUGCUCACCAACCGGAAUUCAACGAGUAUUUACAUCGCAAAAAAGGCAGGAAGGCGCAAAUGCUCCGAUCGAGCGCCCUGCUCCACGGCAUUGAUUACCAGGGGUUAAGCACAGCUGGAAUCUUGCGACAUGACGACAAGGAGCCGCAGCCCGAUGUGAAAGACAAUGAAAAUGUGCCACCUUCGGAGAGUAAGGGGCCGCCAGGCGACGACAAGCCUCCGAAUAAAGACGAACCACAGUCAAACUCACGGUGGUGUCGGAGCGACACGGUGUUUAUAAGCGCUUCUGAGUUAACGACCUUCAAUAUGUUCGCUCUGUCUCUGUUGUCCCUAUUGAUAAUUUGGCACAUAAUUCUCGCCUUGAAGCCGCGUGACACCAACAGCGGUUAUGAGGUUAUAGGGCAGGCUUCUCCGUCGACUGUGGUUGACCCUGAAGAAUACAAGGGUACACUAAACCAAGAGGGAUAUUCGCACACCGCACCAGGGAAAUUCCUCAUCAAGUGCAUGUUCAUGUACACCGCCAUUUGCCAGGUAGCAGUGCUUGCACUCACAUGCAACGAAAUGUGCAUCCCGCUUGUAGACGGCGUAGCACACUGGGAGAUACGCGCGAAACCGUUUGUGGUUUCCUGGUUUAUUGGUUUUCUGACACUCUUCACCUAUUUCGUCGUCCGCAAUACCUACAUCGGCAAGCGCAUGUUCAUGGUCCCUGCGCCACUACACUCAUGUGAAUAUGUGCUAAUCAUAGACAAUGCAAAUACAAGCAACCCCAGCGAACAGGAUGUCUUGAGGUCGAUGGUAGACUGGUGCUGCAGCGUGGCGGCUUUUAUGAAGCUCAACCUCAACAUACCGGACAGCGUGCUCAAGGCUACACUCGACAAGUACAAGGAUGCAGCGGCACACAUAUACGUGAAGGUUAUCGAUUCCGAAAACGAACGAUACUUCCAUUACCAGUGCGUGAAGUACACGUACAACUCGGAGCUCGGCAUAUUUGUAGAUGCCACCGCCACGGUCUCGGCCUAUCUUAGAAACACCAACCUCACCGACUUGUUGGAUAAGGGAGGACUGACUGAGGCUGAGUCUUUCAGGCGCACGCUGACUAUAGGGAAAAACAUCAUCCCAGUCCAGUCGCUGUCGUUCUCGAUGCUGCUCUAUCGCGAAAUCUCUGAUCCGGUCUUUUUCUUGCAAUUGUACCUCACAAUCAAAAGCAUCUACUGGAAGAGCAUCAUCACCGCACCGAUCUGGGGUUUCAUGGUAUUGUACACUAUUGUGAAGAAGGUGAAAAUUAUCAACGAUCAACAGAAUGAUCUCCACCGUCUCGCCACUGCCGCAUCUAAUACAACAGUCACCGUUCUACGGGAAAACAUGACUAAGACGGUGCACGCAUCGGACCUUGCCGUAGGGGAUAUCGUAAGGGUACAGUCAGAUUGGGAGGUACCGAGCGAUAUGGUGAUGCUUAGGGGAGAUGUUAUAGUAGAUGAGAGUUCCAUCACCGGCGAGUCGAUACCGUUGCGCAAGUGCAGGCUCAGCGUUGACCAGUACGGAUAUUCGCUGUCUACAUUCGAUUUCAACCUUUCAAUGGACGGCGCAGGCAAAAAGCAAUUGUUUGAGAAGGGCGUCACCGAGCACCUUCUCAAAGCUGGUACGCGGAUAAUUUCAGUUGUCGGAAACGAAGAAAUAGCUGCCUCCGCGGUGGCUGUAGUUAUAGCCACAGGUGUAUACACGACAAAGGGAAAGCAGAUGAAGGGGGUCCUAUUCCCCAACCAGUUCCGGUUGAAGUACGACACGCAGCUGCCCAUGGUCUUCAUACUCACCUUCAUAUACGCAUUAGUGUGCUCUUCGUACCAGAUACGAUUCCUGGGCUGGAAUAUGAUUUCACUAUUCUACUGCUUGGGCACACUAUCGCAGGUUGCGCCGGUGUGGGCCAGUGCCGUGAUGUCCAUAGGGCAAAGCCGUGCUUGCGAGCGCCUGGCGCAAUCGGACUCCAUUUGCUGCAUUGCGCCAUCAAGAAUCGCAAUAUUCGGCAAAUUGAGGGUCAUGUGCUUCGACAAAACAGGAACACUGACCAACAACGCCCUUGUGUUUGAUGGCCUCAUGAUGACUUCUAGAAACAAAAAGAAGACAGUCUCGCUGUCGCCGGAAGACGUUAUGAACACCAUCAACGGCAUCCAGAACACGGUUCAGUUAUCGACAAGGAAGGAUGAGGAGACCAAGCGUCAAAUUUUAACCCUGGCAAUGGCUACGUGCCACUCCCUAUUUCCGCAUGAUGGCGACAGUGAACACCUAGGCAACCAGGUGGACAAAUCUAUGUUCCACGCAACUGGAUGUAUGGUGGAGCAAUUCAUCGACUCGGACGGUAACACAAGACGGUACAUAAGGUGUCCAAGUAACCGUGACCUCGUAUUAGAAGUCCUGCGAACCUUUGACUUCCAUUACCAGAAGAAGUUGUCAUCCAUUGUUGUUUCCGUGAAAUCCAAAGACUCCGACAAAGGCAGCAUCUUCGUAUUUGUGAAAGGCGCUUACGAAAAUGUGGUGGCGUGUUCAACAGGUAGCUUUGUGGAGCUCGACAGGCUAGCCAAGAGGCAGUCGGAAUCCGGCAGCUAUGUUCUUGGCAUAGGAUACAAAAUCAUCCCAGAGGAUGAAAUUAUCGCAAAGCGUGAAUCGAUAGAAUCGAAACUCACUAUGGGGGGUCUGCUUGUAUUCAACAACUCCGUGCGCGCGGAGAGUGCGUCGGUAGUGGCCAAACUUCAAGAAGCCAAAGUGCGCCCUGUUAUAUUGACCGGAGAUAAUGUGCCGGCAUCGCAAUUCGUCGCAAAGUCGUUGGGGAUGUUUGGCGAGGCUUGCGCACCUGGGCCCAACGCCGAACUAAUUGAUGACAACCUGGUGUGGCAUUUCCCGCAAAAUGCAAUCGACGAGGAAACACUUUACUUUGGAACUGAUUGUGACAACCUGUCCAUCACUGGUGACGCGUUUGACCGUAUAGAGGAUGAUUGGGAAAACAUCCUGAAAGUUUACGAUCGGUGGACGACGAACAAGACCGCCAACGAGAACCUGUUCGAGCAGUUCCUUUUGAGGGUACGCAUUUUUGCACGACUGAAUCCUCACCAAAAAGUCCGUGUCAUCAAUGCAUUCAAAAGGCUCGGCAUAAUAACUGGAAUGUGUGGCGACGGCACAAACGACUGCCUGGCGCUUCAAGCGUCUCAUGCUGGAGUCUCUCUCACAAAUGUAUGUCUCGCUUACCGAAUAACCUUACGUAUUUUAGGGAACUGCGUCUAUGGUUGCGCCAUUCACCUCGAAGAACAACACACUGCAGUCGGUGAUAACUCUGAUAAGGUGAGCAAAAGAAUUAUCACCUGUAUGCAUUUUCAACGCAGGGAAGGCAGAGGCUCCCUGGUGACGUCGCUAGCGUGCUUCAAGUUCAUGCUUCUGUUCGGACUCAUGAUAGCAUUGGUGAAAGUAUUCUUGUUUAAAAUGUGCCGCGGCGUGAUGCCCGAAUGGGGUUACCUUCUCUUGGAAAAUGCUAUCCUCCUCAGCCUGAGCCACACCAUGGCUCUGUCCAGGUACUGA
This is a messenger RNA of Babesia ovata, 3573 nucleotides long. Its product is annotated as p-type ATPase. The transcript is spliced from 3 exons. Gene Ontology annotation, cellular component: membrane. The coding region runs from base 1 to 3573 and encodes 1190 amino acids. Gene Ontology annotation, molecular function: P-type transmembrane transporter activity; nucleotide binding. Lineage: Eukaryota; Apicomplexa; Aconoidasida; Piroplasmida; Babesiidae. The record is from RefSeq and is a predicted model, not a curated record.